Molecule: messenger RNA, 2003 nt
Organism: Lecanosticta acicola
Lineage: Eukaryota; Fungi; Ascomycota; Dothideomycetes; Mycosphaerellales; Mycosphaerellaceae
Source: the annotation of a GenBank genome assembly
AUGGCGCAGAGCAUUCACAGCAAUAGCAACGCGAGCUCGCGCAGCGCGUACAGCACUGACAUCAGGUCCUCCGCCCUCGUCCAUCCCCUCCCCAUAGGCGAGUACCUCUUCCGUCGCAUAUACGAGCUCGGCAUUCGAGCAGUCCACGGUGUAUCCGGAGACCACAAUCUGGCAGCUUUGGACUACCUGGAACACUGCGGUCUCAAUUGGGUUGGCAAUUGCAAUGAGCUCAACGCUGGAUACGCCGCCGAUGGCUAUGCGCGCGUCAAGGGCAUUGCAGCCUUGGUGACAACCUUUGGUAAGGCACGGCAACGCUACGCAAUGCACGGGGCCACACUGAUUGUCUAGGCGUCGGCGAGCUCUCUGCACUCAAUGCCAUAGCAGGCGCAUAUGCAGAAUACGUGCCCAUUAUACACAUAGUCGGCACGCCUCCGACCUACUCGCAGCAGAAUGGCAUGCUAUACCACACCCUGGGCAAUGGUAACUACAAUACUUUCUCCGAAAUGUCGCGAUCCCUCUCCUGCGCCGUCGUCUCGCUCAACGACGCCGCCGAGGCCUCAGCCCGGAUAGACCACGCAAUCAGAGAAUGCUGGAUUCAGAGUAGACCCGUCUACAUAGCUCUGCCGGUGGACAUGGUAGGGCAACAAGUGGAAGGCCAUCGACUACAAACUCCGAUCGAUCUCUCCUACCCGCCGAACGAUCCCGACAGGGAGGACUAUGUGGUGGACGUCGUUUUACGCUACAUGCACGCAGCAAGAAACCCAAUAAUACUAGUAGAUGCAUGCGCGAUACGGCAUAGGGCCGUUCUGGAGACCCACAACUUGGCGGAGAGGAGUGGACUACCAACGUUCGUUUCCCCAAUGGCCAAAGGGGCUGUCAACGAGGACUUGCCAAACUAUUGCGGAGUCUAUGCAGGCGACGGCAGUGAUGACGAUAUUCGAGAGCGAGUGGAGACAGCAGAUCUGGUUUUGCACAUUGGAGGAAUGAAACUCGAUUUCACCACCACCGGCUUCACCUACCGUAUCACCGAGCUGAGCACUAUCGACUUCUACUCAAAUCUGGCGCGGAUAAAGUAUAGUGAAUAUCCAAAUCUCCGCAUGAACGGCGUGCUCAAGAAACUGACAGACAAGAUCGGUACACUGUCUAUCGUUCCCGGCCCCAAUCCUCAAAACGCCAUUCCGUUUCUAAAGCGCGAUAAUAGGGAGGAAUUGACACACACCUGGUUCUGGAGACACAUGGCCCGCUGGCUACAACCCAACGACAUCGUCAUCACAGAGAUUGGCAAUGCAAAUGGGAUAUGGGAAACUCGCUUCCCACCCAAUGUCACCGCUAUCAAUCAAAUCCUGUGGAAUAGUACCGGCUAUACGACACCGGCAUGCCUGGGAGCCGCACUCGCCGCGCAAGAACUCAUGACUGCUCGACCAGGGCGUAGGGCACGCACGAUCCUCUUCACAGGCGAAAACAGUUUCCAAUUCACCGCGCAAGAAAUGAGCGUCAUCAUCCGCCGGAAACUCAAUCCCAUCAUCUUCAUCAUAUGUAACCACAAUCAGGACAAUGCACCACAACGAACCGAAUCUCCGAUCUCUCCGAGCCACCAACAUUACGAGCCUCACCAACAGGCCUGGCGCUACAAAGACCUCAUACCAGCUUUCGGCGCUCCUAGAGGCUCCUACCAAUCCUGCUCAGUACAUACACGGAAACAAGUACAAGCGCUGUUCGCAGACAAGUCCUUCAACGAAGCUGCCUGUCUCCAGUUCGUAGAGCUACAUAUGGGUCGGGAGAAGGGCGGUGAUGCGGCUAGUACGGAUUCUUCUUCGCGUCGAUCUUUCCCGCCGGGCCUCAGGGGGCCUGGAGCAGCUGGGCCGGCUGCCAUGACUAGUCCGACCACUUCUUCUGGGCCCAGUCGGCCGCCCUCGGCUCGGAAUUACAGCUCGAACAUGGCGUAUCGGGACCGCAGGCCUGGGAGCGCGAGCACGCAGUAUACGCAGCAUAGCACACGAUGA